Gigantopelta aegis is the source of this 1040-nucleotide messenger RNA. Its product is annotated as phenazine biosynthesis-like domain-containing protein 1. The transcript has 9 exons. Gene Ontology annotation, biological process: biosynthetic process. Gene Ontology annotation, cellular component: cytoplasm. Bases 1 to 915 code for a protein of 304 amino acids. Gene Ontology annotation, molecular function: isomerase activity. NCBI's taxonomy places the organism in Eukaryota, Metazoa, Mollusca, Gastropoda, Neomphalida, Peltospiridae. The record is from RefSeq and is a predicted model, not a curated record.
AUGUCGCAAAACACAACCUUCCCUAUUUACACCGUCGACGCCUUCACCGACGUCAAGUUCAGGGGCAACCCCGCAGCAGUGUGUCCGUUAUCCGACGACAAGUUUCCAGACGACCUGCUUCAAAAGAUUUCAGCAGAGAUAAACCUGGCCGAGACAGCUUUCAUUACAAGAUUAAAGGAAGACGAUUCCUUUGAAAACAUUGAGUGUGUGUUUUGUCAUGUUGUAGGCGAUACCUUCAGACUGAGGUGGUUCACGCCGGUGUGCGAAAUAAAACUGUGUGGUCACGGAACGUUGGCGACGUCUGCCGUUCUCUUCGACAAACUCGGUAAUAAAUCCGACAAAUUGGUGUUCAAAACUCUUAGUGGGGAUCUUGUUGUUAAACGAAACGAUGACUGUUAUCUCAUGGAUUUUCCGCUAGGAAGAACAGUUGAACAGAACAUAGAACGCCAUGAAGGGAUUAUCAAGAGCCUGGGUGAAACUCCUGAACUGGUGGACGUCGUCUACUGCGAAUCGCUGAGAUAUCUCUUGAUCAGGGUCAAAGAAGGCUGGACAAGAGAUCAGUUUGAAGACUGGACUCCAAAUAUCAGCAUAAUGAACGACGCCACAGACUCACUGGUAGCUUUGAUUAUCACCACCAGGGGGAGUCCUCAGCAGGGUUAUAAAGAUAACAAAGGAAAACCAUACGAUUUCGUUUCCAGGGUUUUUGAUCCGUGGACAGGUUUGUCGGAAGACCCUGUCACAGGUUCAGCCCAGACUGUGUUGGUUGAUUACUGGUCAAACGUUUGUGGAAAAAAUGAAUUCUUCACUCGACAGUGUUCAAAACGAGGAGGAGAAAUAUAUAUCAGACUGAAGGGCGACCGUGUAGAACUUCUAGGUAAAGCAGUCUUUAUGAUGGAAGGCCGGUUUCAUCUCUGAACCUUAUUAGUGAAAUGAAAAACUGUCCAUAUUAAGCAGAAACCAUGCAAUGCUCUAUAUUUCAACAUACCGUCAUCCUUGAAAAGACCUUCACCUUGGUGUUCAAUAAAGAUCAUCAUUAUUUA